AUGUCUUCAAUGAUUCCCUUCAAACGAAAUCUAGUAUCCCUUAGUUAUAUCGCAAAGCGAAAUGUGAAAUACAAGCAGAGCAACAGACAUCCAUCAGAGAAUGAACCAUCUCCGGAAUGGUGUCAUACACGAGAUGAUAUUAACUUACAUAUGUUAUAUCGGCAUGAACGUGAAACACCUAAAAAACGUGGAAUUGAACUUUUGAAAGAUAGUCGCAUGUGUAAGGGAACGGCAUUUACAUUAUAUGAACGUCAGUAUUUCGGGAUUCAUGGCUUAUUGCCACCAGCAUUUAUGACCGAAGAUCAGCAAGCAUAUCGAAUUAUUACUAAUCUUCGACAACAACCCGAUGAUUUGGCACGAUACAUUCAAUUAGAUUCUUUACAGGACAAUAAUGAAAAAUUAUAUUAUCGGGUAAUAUGUGAUCAUGUCAAAGAACUUCUUCCUAUUGUUUAUACGCCAACUGUCGGUUUAGCGUGCCAAAAAUUUGGCUUCAUUUAUCGAAAACCAAAAGGCUUGUAUAUAACAAUAAAUGAUAAUAGCAUUAGCAAAAUUUAUCACAUCCUUUCAAAUUGGCCUGAAAUCGAUGUUCGGGUGAUGGUGGUAACAGAUGGUGAACGAAUUCUUGGCCUUGGUGAUCUUGGAUGCUAUGGUAUGGGAAUACCUGUGGGUAAAUUAUCUCUCUAUGUUGCUUUGGCCGGUGUGCUACCAAAAUGGUGCUUGCCGGUUGUGUUAGACGUUGGAACAGAUAAUCAAACAUUAUUAGAAGAUCCGUUCUAUAUUGGAUUACGUCGAAAACGGAUUCGUGGCGAAGAAUAUUAUUGCUUUGUUGAUAAUUUUAUGAAAGCAUGCACUAAAAAAUUUGGACAAAAUUUAUUGAUUCAAUUUGAAGAUUUUGCAAGACAAAAUGCUUAUCAUCUUUUGGAAAGGUAUAGAAAUCAAUAUUGCGUUUUCAAUGAUGACAUACAAGGUACAGCUUCCGUAACUUUAGCAGGACUUUUGGCAUGCCGCAAACAUACCGGAAGACCUUUAUCCGCUGAGAAAAUAAUCUUUUUUGGUGCCGGAUCUGCUGCAAUGGGAAUUGCUAAUUUGUGUAUUUUACAAAUGGAAAGGGAAGGUAUCAAACGUAAAGAUGCUCGUUCACGUAUUUACUUGAUGGAUUCCGACGGUUUAAUUACCCAAAACCGUUUACACAUGGAGAAAGAACAUAUACCAUAUGCCAAAGCUGUAAUUAAAAAUAUUCAACCAACGGCACUAAUUGGUGCCUCAACAGUGGCGGGUGCUUUCAGUGAGGAAAUUGUUCGUACUAUGGCAGAAUUAAAUCCGAAACCGAUCAUUUUCGCUCUAUCAAAUCCAACAAAAAAUGCGGAAUGUACUGCGGAACAAGCAAUUCGUUGGACCGAUGGUAAAGUAUUGUUUGCAAGUGGAAGUCCAUUCAAUAAUGUGAAAUACAAAGAGAAAUUAUAUAAGCCAGGACAAGGUAAUAAUUCAUAUAUAUUUCCGGGCGUAGGCAUGGCAGCCAUUUUAUUUCGAAUUCGACAUAUUGACGAUGAAGUAUUUUUAAUAGCCGCUAACGAAGUGGCUAAAUGUGUUAAUGACGAUGAUUUCAAGUAUAAACGUUUAUACCCCAGUUUAAGUCAUAUUCGAGAAGUUUCAAUAAAAAUAAUUUUAGCUAUUGGAAAGUACGCCUAUGAGAAAAAUUUGGCUGCACUUUAUCCAAAACCGGCAAAUAUGGAAAAUUUUGUGCGCAGUCAAAUGUAUCAAACGGCAUACACUGAAAUGAUCGAUUAUACAUAUAAUUGGCCAGAAGAUGACAUGGUCCAAGGCUAUCCUGUUCCAUAUGAGCAGGAAUAUGAAGAUUAA
Messenger RNA from Acanthocheilonema viteae, 1860 nucleotides. The record is from the annotation of a GenBank genome assembly. Lineage: Eukaryota; Metazoa; Nematoda; Chromadorea; Rhabditida; Onchocercidae.